AUGCAUUUCUCUUCAUCAAAAAAACAACUUCAGGCUUUAGCAAUACACUCCUAGUCUUUCUUUCUUUCUUUGAUAUCAUUUUUAAAAACCUUGUAGCUACCAUGGCUGUUCUAUCUUAUGAAUCUGAGUUCACUUCCUCUAUCCCUCCCGCUAGGCUUUUCAAGGCCUUUGUCCUUGAUGCUGACAACCUCUUUCCAAAGAUUGCUCCUAAUGCAGUUAAGUCUGUUGAAAUCAUUGAAGGAGAUGGAGGAGCUGGAACCAUCAAGAAGAUCACAUUUGGCGAAGGCAGCCACUUCAACUAUUCAAAGCAAAAGAUUGAAACAGUUGACAAAGACAACUUCGUCUACGCGUAUAGUUUGAUUGAAGGAGAUGCCUUGACAGACAAACUUGAGAAAAUCUCUUAUGAGAACAAGUUUGUUGCAGCCGAUGGAGGAUCUAUCAUCAAGAGCGUCAGCAAAUACCACACCAAAAGCGACAACCACGACAUCACAGAAGACAAAAUCAAGGCAGGGAAAGAAAAGGCUGCUCAUCUCUUCAAGGUUGUUGAGAAGUACCUCCAAGAGAAUCCUGAUGCCUACAACUAAAACAGCUUCACCAAUGUUACCUCUAUUUGUGUUUUCCUAUAGCUAUACCCCUCAAUAUGUUGCUUUUGGGCUUUUGUUUUACACUGAAUGUUAAAGUGUGAACAUUUGUAUUUCUUUUAUUAUAAUCAAAUAAAAAUACAUGACAAGUGAUCCUCAAAGAUAUUACAUGCAAAUAGUAAA
Messenger RNA from Ziziphus jujuba (common jujube), 764 nucleotides. Its product is annotated as major strawberry allergen Fra a 1.05-like. The record is from RefSeq and is a predicted model, not a curated record. The coding region runs from base 102 to 584 and encodes 160 amino acids. The transcript is spliced from 2 exons. Gene Ontology annotation, cellular component: cytoplasm; nucleus. Gene Ontology annotation, biological process: abscisic acid-activated signaling pathway; defense response. NCBI's taxonomy places the organism in Eukaryota, Viridiplantae, Streptophyta, Magnoliopsida, Rosales, Rhamnaceae. Gene Ontology annotation, molecular function: signaling receptor activity; protein phosphatase inhibitor activity; abscisic acid binding.